AUAUGUUUUACUCUGGCAUUUUGAGCUAAUGCAGCGCUACUUCUGCUUUAACAACACGCUCACUAGGACCGACGCCAUCUCGGAAUAAGGGACGUCUAUAGGGUGUUUUUAGAAGCAGAAAAUAUUCAAAUACCACAAGCUGACUUUCAGAAAUUUCUGGGGAACUAUAACGUUUUAUUCGUUUAGUAAUUCUUUCUGCGUCAGCGGAUAAGAAAGUGUAUCGUCCGCCCUCGAAGAAGUAGCUCAACGCUAGCUAACUGUUAGCUUGUGACGUAGUUAGCUAAACUAGCUAAUUUAGCCGCGGAGGAAUUUCACAGCCUGUUUAUGUUUUCGCCAGUUCGAAAAAAUGUUGGACGGAUCUCCGGCUCACGGUGAUGAAACAAACAUCGGUAAUGUCGAAAACAACAACCCGAUAUCGUUGAUAAGCAGCGAUGGGGUGAACAAGACGAGACAGGCGCUGCUGAAGAAAGGAGGGAGGAAGCUGCGGUCGACAGCGCCGCUGCAUCACCAGAAACCUCCGAGAAACUGCCCCAACAUCCGGCUCUCCGACCACAACAACAACAACACUUUAUCUGCUAACAAACCCGCUGCUCAGCCCGGUACCGAGCUGCCUCUCGGUACACAGGCCGUGCUGACCCUCCAUCAUCUCAACCAGGGACCCAAGACAGAGCUGAAAUCGAAAGGCGGCAGGUCGGAGCAAGGAGCCGCGCAGCCAGGUGGCCAACCCGGCCGCAGCCAGCCCCGAAUCGCCCAGAGCAUGAUCACACGGAGCCACAAGCCCAAGCAGGGCCAAACCCCCGGAGCCUCUCGCUCCGCCAAGAGGAAAGAGACGGGCAGCCCGAACAAGCCCCAUCUUCGCCACCAGCCUCCGCCCCGAGAGCACAAGCAACCCCUCCACGCCUCCGACACUGUGACGGCCGCGAGCACGCCGCCCGCCGAAGCCGCGCCCGAAUACCUCAAAGACGGCGAGAAGGUUUACGCCGGAGCCAAGUUCAGCGAGCCGCCGUCGCCGAGCGUCUUGCCCAAACCGCCCAGUCACUGGGUCGGAGAAAACGAGCCUCAGCAGAGCGACCGAAGCCGAGAGCAAAUGACUGUUCAUCUCAAGUCGCUGCUGAAGGUUCAGGAUAAGUCAUGACCACGUCUGCUAUCGGAUCCACGCUGAAUGCCAACGAUUGGAAAAUAGGCAUUCGUGUAAAAUUUGAGUUUGGCCUUUAACACACUGAAAUACAAUGUAGGGAGUUUUUAUUAACUGUAGUACAAUUUCUCGUGAUUCAACAUGCCGCCUGCAUUUGUAAACAUUUUGAGGACCGCGUUGUUGCUGGAGAUCUGACUAACCAAAUAUUUUCUGCCUUCUUGUCGGCAGAGUAAAAGAGAAAAUAAUGUUUGGGAUUGAAUUUGUGUAGUAGGAAGUCAAAGUCGUCUCCAGUGGCAACGCGAUCAGCGCCUAAUGGUUACAUUGUGCAAAGUGAUGACUGCACUUUUUUUAACGCUAUUGAAAAGGCAGGUUUUUUUUUUUCUUUUUUUUUCAAGAGCUUGUGCAAAUGUACAUAAUAUAUUGUAAACAUACAUGUGUGUGUAUAUUUCUCCUUGUUAUUUUUAACUGAGAUUCUAGUUUUGUUACUGAGGUUUUUUCCAAAAAAAAAAAAAAAAACUGAAAAAAGAAAGAG
Molecule: messenger RNA, 1667 nt
Organism: Sander lucioperca (pikeperch)
Lineage: Eukaryota; Metazoa; Chordata; Actinopteri; Perciformes; Percidae
Gene: pnrc1
Product: proline-rich nuclear receptor coactivator 1
Exons: 2
Coding region: 347-1135 (262 amino acids)
Biological process (GO): nuclear-transcribed mRNA catabolic process, nonsense-mediated decay
Cellular component (GO): nucleus; P-body
Source: RefSeq, a predicted model, not a curated record